AUGGGCUCCCGCUGGCUGCUCAUACUGAUGCUGCUUCAGGCAGUUUGGGAAGGUGCUCUGGGAAAAUCUCAUUCACUGCACACUCGAGGAAUCAUCGAAUUGGCUGGAGCUAUAUCAUGUGGCACGGGACGGUCUCCCUUGGCAUAUAUUGGCUAUGGAUGCUACUGUGGACUGGGAGGACGAGGCUGGCCUAAAGAUAAAACAGACUGGUGCUGCCACAUGCACGACUGCUGCUACGACAAGGCAGAGAAGGCAGGCUGCAGCCCCAAGGUGCAGCGCUACCGGUGGGCGUGUGAGCAGAACACCGUGCAGUGCGGUAACCUGACAGACCAGUGUGAAAAAAUGGUGUGCCUGUGUGACCAAGAAGCAGCCAAAUGUUGGGGAGCAGCCCCAUACAACCCACACUUCAUCCUCUGGCCAGACUUUUUAUGUGGACGGACUCAUCCCACCUGCCAUGUCAGAAAUGGGGGGCCAGAAUAGUCUUUUUAGGACCUUUCUUCUAACCCUUUGAAUACAAAGGUGCUGCAAUAAAAUUCUUCCUCCUUUCCCAGAGC
Manacus vitellinus (golden-collared manakin) is the source of this 554-nucleotide messenger RNA. RefSeq names its product phospholipase A2. Gene Ontology annotation, molecular function: phospholipid binding; calcium ion binding. Gene Ontology annotation, biological process: arachidonate secretion; lipid catabolic process; phospholipid metabolic process. The transcript has 4 exons. The record is from RefSeq and is a predicted model, not a curated record. NCBI's taxonomy places the organism in Eukaryota, Metazoa, Chordata, Aves, Passeriformes, Pipridae. Bases 1 to 480 code for a protein of 159 amino acids.